Cimex lectularius (bed bug) is the source of this 1952-nucleotide messenger RNA. RefSeq names its product geranylgeranyl transferase type-2 subunit alpha (gene RabGGTa). Gene Ontology annotation, cellular component: Rab-protein geranylgeranyltransferase complex; cytoplasm. Gene Ontology annotation, biological process: protein geranylgeranylation. Gene Ontology annotation, molecular function: Rab geranylgeranyltransferase activity; protein binding. Bases 157 to 1785 code for a protein of 542 amino acids. The transcript has 10 exons. NCBI's taxonomy places the organism in Eukaryota, Metazoa, Arthropoda, Insecta, Hemiptera, Cimicidae. The record is from RefSeq and is a predicted model, not a curated record.
CAAGUCACAAACUCAGUAUCAGAAACCUCCUUGUGUAUAAUCCGGUAGUGAUAAUAAAUUUGUUGAAAGUGACUUCAAUGUAAAAAUUUAUCUGGAAUUAACAAUUUAAGUUUCCUAUAAUUCAUUUGAACAGAACAUCAACAGAUAUAUUACAAGAUGCAUGGAAUGGCAAAGAUAAAGGCCUCAGAGGCAGAAAAAGAGAAGAAAAGGAAGGAAAAGGAGGACAAAGCUCGUCAGUACAUGGAAAGCAUGAAGAAGAUCCUGGAAAAGAGGGAAAAAUCUGAAAUGGAUGACGAAGCUUUGACAUUAAUGAGUGACAUCCUAGUUGAACAUCCUGAUGUUUACACAUUGUGGAAUUUUCGAAAAGAAAUAUUACUCACAUACAAAGAUAAUAAAUCGGAAGAGGAAUUAACUCCCUUGGUAACAAGUGAAAUGAGAUUAACGGAAAUCUGCCUUAGAGCAAAUCCAAAGUCAUAUAAUGCUUGGUAUCAUCGUCUUUGGCUUCUCAACCACUUGCCAAAAGCUGAUUUAGAAACUGAAUUGAUGAUUUGUAAUAAAUACCUUAAGCUUGAUUCAAGAAAUUUUCACUGUUGGGAUUAUAGAAGAGAAGUUGUUUCCAAACUGGCGAUUCCUGAAAGUGAAGAGUUGACUUAUACCUUGGCCAAAAUUGAAGAAAACUUUAGCAAUUAUUCUAGUUGGCAUUAUAGGAGUAAACUUUUGCCUUUGGUGUACAAAGACCCUACUGGGAUAAGGCCGAUCAAAGAGGAAAUUCAUGUCCAAGAACUGGAAUUAGUCCAGAAUGCUGCUUUUACGGAUCCGACUGAUUCAAGUGCCUGGUUUUACCUAAGAUGGCUUCUCGGUCGUCUUGAGCCGAAAUUGACAGUGGUCAGUUGUUACAUAAAGAAUAAAAAUAUAUACUUGGCUUUAAGUAAAUGUCUCACAUCUGAUGAUAAUUAUGCAAUCGAAGUUGAAGGACAAAGCCUAAAAGAAUUUUUUUUAGAUAAGACUGCACGUUUAUGGAUGGGAGUUUUGCCUUCGAACCUUCCUUCAGAACUGAAAAUUGUUUUUAUCAUUAAUGAAACUAAGGAAGAAAUCAUUCUGAAUAAAGAAAAUAACUUUGCUUAUUUUGUGAAGCCACAAUUUGAAGCAUAUGUUGGAAAAAAGCUGCUUUCGGUUUUAAACGAACAGUUGGAUUCUUGCAAUCAACUUUUGGAACUGGAGCCUGAGAGCAAAUGGACUUUGCUCACUUCUGUUGUUCUUAUGGAGGCAAUUGACAAAGCAAAAUACAAUGAUGUUAUAUUAAAUAGAAUAGAAUUGUUAAGCAAAGUUGAUAGCUUACGUAGAAAUUAUUAUUUUGACACACGAAGUAAAUUCUUGAUAGAGAUGAAACUAGAAAACUGGGAGCCCAAUGAAAACAUCGAUCUUUCAAAAUUGAAUCUAUCUGCCUUAUAUCAUUCACAGUACCUCAGUUAUGCCGUUAAUGUUGAUUUAUCGGGCAACAAUUUAGAAGAGAAGUCGUUACCAUUGUUGUCAUGCUUAGUAAAUUGUGAGGUUCUAUCCCUGAGAGGAAAUCGUUUAAAAAGUUUGAAAGGAUUUCCAUACUUAAAGUCGCUCAAAAAGUUAGACCUUUCAAACAACAAAUUCGACGAAGAAUCAAAACUUUUCCCUUAUUUAUCAAAACUUGAGAUGCUAAAAGAAUUGAAUAUAUGUAAUAACACAUUUGUAAAUGAAGCAAAAGACAUAGACUUCAAAAUUGCUGGUGUAUCUGUGAUCUACAAAACCUAAUAAUUUAUAUUUUUAUAUGUUUGUAAGUCAAAUUAAUUUAUAUAUAUAUAUAUAUAUGGUGCACAUAAGCUGUCCCUUUCUUAUUAGGGAUUUAAACGGCACAAUGUAAUAUGGACGCUUAAAUAUUCCUUAAAAAUUGUUACAAAUACAUUUUACCUAGUUUAUCA